AUGUAUGUUCUGGUGCAUCCCGAUGACGUUCCACUGCAGCGUGUGAUUUGGCGUUUUUCCAAUGAUGUUCCUGCUCAAACGUACGAACUGCUUACUGUCACAUAUGGCUUAGCUCCGUCAGCAUACCUCGCUACACGUACGUUGAAUCAAUUAGCCGAAGAUAAAGGCCACAAUUACCCAUUGGGAGCCCGUGCCUUGAAGGAAAACUUCUACGUUGACGAUUUCAUCGGUGGGGCCCAAACGACUGAUGAAGCACUGCGUCUGCGAGAAGAAUUGAGUCAACUCUUAAGGAAAGGUGGUUUCAGUCUACGAAAAUGGUCUACAAAUCAGCUAGAAGUAUUGCAUGGACUGAACGAUGAUGAAAUCGGGACACAAUCGAUGCUAAAUUUCAGCCCAAACGAAACGGUAAAAACGCUGGAAAUUAUGUGGGAUCCAGAAGCAGCACAUCUCGCUUCGAUUCGCAACUAG
Molecule: messenger RNA, 468 nt
Organism: Toxorhynchites rutilus septentrionalis
Lineage: Eukaryota; Metazoa; Arthropoda; Insecta; Diptera; Culicidae
Exons: 1
Coding region: 1-468 (155 amino acids)
Source: RefSeq, a predicted model, not a curated record